AUGGUGACACAAUCAUAUCCAGAAGGCCGAGUCCUUAUCAUUAUGACAGGAGGUACCAUCUGUAUGAAAUCAUCUCCGGAAGGCUUAGUUCCAGCAAGAGGGUUCCUCAAGGAAGGUAUGGCUACUAGACCAUCAUUCAACGACGGCUCAAAUCCAGAUCCUAUGCCAGUGAUGACCACAAACACCACAGAAGAAUAUUUACCCAGUUUACGUACUCCCCCAAGCACGUAUUCUCGACAUGUUCGUUAUACCUUAUAUGAAUUUCCCGUCUUACUAGAUUCAUCUUCAAUAUCUUCCAAUGGUUGGACACAAAUAGCUACCACGAUUGAGAGAAAUUAUCAUUUAUUCGAUGGCUUCGUUGUUCUCCAUGGUACAGAUAGUCUGGCAUACACAAGUUCAGCUUUAUCUUUCAUGCUGUCCCAUCUGGGAAAACCGGUUAUUCUCACUGGAUCUCAAGCAUCGAUCUUUGCUCUUCAAUCUGAUGCCGUAGAUAAUCUUCUCGGAUCAUUAAUCAUCGCCGGAACCUUCAUGAUCCCGGAAGUAUGUCUUUUCUUCCAUCACAAUUUAUUCCGCGGAAAUCGCACAACGAAAGUUUCGGCCACUUCCUUUGAUGCCUUUGCUUCACCAAAUUGUGAAGCUUUGGCCAAAGUGACCGCUUUAGGAGCAACGGUCAAUUGGAAUCUGGUUCGUCGACCACGAUCGAUCGCAAAAUUCGGGGUACAAUUAGACCUCGAUACUUCUCACGUCGCAUGUCUUCGCAUCUUCCCUGGUAUCAAACCCGAAAUGAUCGAUGCCGUCCUCCGAAUUCCGAACCUCCGAGGUCUCAUCCUCGAAACCUUUGGAGCCGGCAAUGCACCAAGUGGAGAUGAUGGAAGUAUGAUCAAGAUUAUGAAAGAGGCUUGCGAGAGAGGUGUCAUCAUCGUCAACGUAUCACAAUGUCAUUCUGGAUCCGUAUCCCCUCUCUACGCACCAGCUACCAUUCUCGGUCGAGCAGGAGUAGUCUUCGGACACGAUCUCACAACCGAAGCCGCCCUCACGAAACUCUCCUUCCUGCUCGCUCUCCCCGAUCUUUCAUAUGAAGAUAUUACCAUGCAAAUGCAAUGUUCCAUCCGAGGAGAAAUGACUGAGGAGGCCGGCACGGCCUUUUCACAUCCGGUAAAUGAUCAAGUAUCAAUCACAGCCCAACAACAUGCCUUCACAGGUCUCGGCUACGCCGUCGAAAAAGGUGACGCAAAUGCCAUCAUCAACAUCCUCGACCAUGACCGAGCCGGCCUUCUCCAAUCCACCGAUUACGUCGGCAAUACCGCGCUACAUCUCGGGGCUGUAGGACCUUCAGUAGAUGUUUUAAGAGAAGUAGGUGGUAUCUUUGCUUGA
Messenger RNA from Sclerotinia borealis F-4128, 1374 nucleotides. The record is from the annotation of a GenBank genome assembly. NCBI's taxonomy places the organism in Eukaryota, Fungi, Ascomycota, Leotiomycetes, Helotiales, Sclerotiniaceae.